Saccostrea cuccullata (small rock oyster) is the source of this 1134-nucleotide messenger RNA. RefSeq names its product succinate dehydrogenase cytochrome b560 subunit, mitochondrial-like. The record is from RefSeq and is a predicted model, not a curated record. Gene Ontology annotation, cellular component: membrane. Gene Ontology annotation, molecular function: electron transfer activity; oxidoreductase activity, acting on the CH-CH group of donors. Bases 90 to 632 code for a protein of 180 amino acids. NCBI's taxonomy places the organism in Eukaryota, Metazoa, Mollusca, Bivalvia, Ostreida, Ostreidae. Gene Ontology annotation, biological process: tricarboxylic acid cycle; mitochondrial electron transport, succinate to ubiquinone. The transcript is spliced from 6 exons.
UAUACGGAGAAUGCAAACGGAAAAUAUUAAUCCAAAGAGAGUCGUAAUUCAGAAGUCCUAGAUUUACCGCCUGUUUCGGAAAAAAGAAAAUGGCUAUGAUUCGAGGUUUUGGGAAGGGCACUACCCUGUUGAGCAAUAAUGCUGCUCUUCUGUCAAGACUACAGCCAGUAGUAACUCAGAUGUCCCUCACCAGCACCAAGGCCGAGACACAGGACAUUGCCUACAAGGAAAUGGAGGAAUUCUGGGAGAAAAAUAGACGUCUUAACAGACCACUCUCACCUCAUCUUAGAAUCUACAAUCCAGAGCUGACCUCCAUGUUGUCACUGUGUCACAGAGCUACAGGAAUAGCUAUGGCUGUCACUGUACCUGUAGUGGCUGCCACUCUCUUAGGUCUACCUGGGGAUUUCCCUUCAUAUAUCCAAUAUAUCAAGGAUCUGCAGCUCAACCCACUGCUCUUUACAGCAGCUAAAUAUGUGUUAGCUUUCCCUGUCUGUUAUCAUUACAUAAAUGGCAUCAGACAUCUUGCUUGGGAUUGGGCUAUUGGAUUCAGCUUGAAGGCCACCUACCAGUCUGGAUACUUUGUGUUGGCCCUAGCUUUACUGGUAUCAGCAGCAUUUGUCCACCUCCUAUAAAGAGCUUGUGAAAAGGAGAGACCUUUGACAGGGUGCCAUAAACUUGCUGAUUGGCUGUGCUUUAUUGAAUAUAUAGGCAUAAUCAUUGAUGUUUAAAUCUCAGUGAGAGCAUUUAUGAGCAAACCUUGGAAUAAUUGUUGUUCAAUUAACAAUAACUGAUUUUCUGUUGUUUAUAUUGUAAUACAGUACAGGUCAUUUAUUAUUGGUUUGUUCCCAAGUCUGAAAGAUGUUUGCAAAAAAAAAAUCAAUAUGUAGAUAUUUGAAAUAUUUUAUCAAGAUGAAUACUAGCCGUAACACUCCAAGAUCAGCAGUUAAAAUAAAUUUGCUUUCUUUAUACUCAUGCAUACCUGUUUUGCAAGUAACUAUUUCAGUGUUAACAUUAGCAUAUUUUUAGUAAAAUGAAAAAUAUAAUGCUUUACCAGGAAGUAUAUUUACGUCUAUGAUUGUAGACACUGAACUACACUUGUUUUAAUUUAUUAAAUCAAAUUUUAUACUGAAACAA